This is a messenger RNA of Exophiala viscosa, 546 nucleotides long. Its product is annotated as Metallo-dependent phosphatase-like protein. The transcript is spliced from 2 exons. Gene Ontology annotation, cellular component: endosome; retromer complex. Gene Ontology annotation, biological process: intracellular protein transport; retrograde transport, endosome to Golgi. The record is from RefSeq and is a predicted model, not a curated record. NCBI's taxonomy places the organism in Eukaryota, Fungi, Ascomycota, Eurotiomycetes, Chaetothyriales, Herpotrichiellaceae. The annotation marks the transcript as partial.
GAUCUCACUCCGCAGUUCCGCAAGCUCCUUACUCCGGGAAAGAUUGGCCAGGUUGUAUGUCUAGGCAACCUCACAGACAAGGAGACGUACGAUUUUCUACGCGCAAUCGCCCCCGAUCUACACAUUGUCAAAGGUGACUUCGAUACCGAAGCCUCCAACUUAGCGUUGUCAAAAGUUGUACAGCAUGGAGGCCUCCGAAUAGGAUUUACACACGGGCAUACUAUAAUUCCUCAAGGGGAGGCAGAUGCACUAUUGAUUGCCGCACGUCAAAUGGAUGUUGAUAUCCUGCUAUGGGGCGGAACUCAUAAAUUUGAAGCAUACGAACUAGAGGGGAAGUUCUUUGUGAACCCAGGUAGCGCCACAGGGGCUUUCAGCACCAGCUGGUUGGCCGUUGAGGAGGAGCCUUCACCAAGCUUCUGCUUGAUGGACAUCCAAGGAGAUGUUCUAGUCCUCUACGUUUACCAACUACGGACCGACGCGAAUGGAAACGAAAACGUCGCAGUCGAAAAGGUCUCAUUCAGAAAGCCAGCGCCCGCAGAGACAUGA